AUGGGAAAAAUAAUAGGUAUCGACUUAGGAACAACAAAUAGUUGUGUAGCAGUUAUAGAGGGUGGUGACCCAAUUGUUAUACAAAACUCAGAAGGGCAGAGGACCACACCUUCCAUUGUAGGAUUUAUUAAAAAAGGUGAAGCAACCGAGAGGGUGGUAGGUCAAUCAGCUAAAAAUCAGAUGAUUACCAAUGCGGACAAAACCAUAUACUCUAUUAAACGUUUUAUGGGAAGAUCGUAUGAUGAGGUAUCAGAAGAAAUGAAACGUAUCGCGUACAAAGUAGAAAAAGAUGCUUCCAAGCUAAUAAUUCAAUGUGAUGAGAACAAGUAUACUCCACCAGAAAUUUCAUCUGCUAUAUUACAGAAAAUGAAAAAAACUGCAGAAGAUUACUUAGGCGAAACUGUAACAGAAGCUGUUAUUACUGUACCUGCGUAUUUUAAUGAUGCACAACGCCAGGCCACAAAAGAUGCAGGUAAAAUUGCGGGUCUAGAGGUAAAGCGUAUAGUAAACGAGCCGACUGCAGCGGCAUUAGCAUACGGAUUAGACAAGAAAACAAAAGAAGAAAAGAUCGCUGUGUAUGACUUAGGUGGUGGCACCUUUGAUAUUUCUAUACUAGAGCUAGGCGAUGGUGUAUUUGAAGUACGCUCCACUAAUGGUGAUACACACUUAGGUGGGGAUAAUUUUGAUGAUGCUGUAGUCUCCUGGCUUAUAAGUGAAUUUAAAUCUCAAUCAGGUGUUGAUCUUGGCAAUGAUAAGAUGGCCUUGCAAAGGCUAAGAGAAGCAGCAGAGAAAGCAAAAAAAGAAUUAUCAAGUACCCAAUCGGCAGAUAUUAACCUCCCCUUUAUUACAGCCGAUGCAACUGGUCCAAAGCAUAUGCAAAUCACCCUUACAAGAGCAAAAUUUGAGCAACUUAUUUCUGAAUUGGUAGAACGAACGAAAGAGCCUUGUAAAAAAGCCCUGAAGGAUUCGGAGCUUAAUGCUAGUGAUAUAGAUGAGGUAAUACUGGUAGGCGGUUCAACACGUAUUCCUCUUGUUCAAAAAGUUGUGGAAGAACUUUUUCAGAAAAAACCUAAUAAAAGCGUAAAUCCAGAUGAAGUAGUGGCAAUGGGAGCCGCUAUACAAGGAGGAAUACUAGCUGGCGAUGUAAAAGAUAUUUUACUUUUGGAUGUUACUCCACUUUCCCUAGGAAUUGAAACAUUAGGAGGCGCUUUUACACGACUUAUAGAAAGAAACACAACAAUACCCACAAAAAAAUCACAAAUAUUUUCUACUGCUGCAGACAACCAAACAGCAGUAACCGUACAUGUUCUUCAAGGAGAACGCCAGCUUGCCACCCAUAAUAGGACCUUAGGUCGUUUUGAAUUACUUGGUAUACCAUCUGCCCCAAGGGGUGUACCUCAGAUCGAAGUAACAUUUGAUAUAGAUGCAAACGGGAUAGUACAUGUAUCUGCAAAAGACCUUGGAACAGGCAAAGAGCAGAAAAUUAGAAUUGAGACCUCUUCUGGGUUAUCAGAAGAAGAAAUUGAAAAAAUGGUAAAAGAUGCUGAAGCACAUGCUGAGGAAGAUAAAAAACAAAAAGAAAGCAUAGAAGUUUUUAAUGUUGCAGAACAGCUAGUGUACACAACAGAGAAAACACUCAAAGAACAUGGUGAAAAAAUCUCAUCAGAAGAAAAACAGAGUAUAGAAAGCGCUCUUGCAGACCUUAAGAAAGAACUAGAAGCGAAAAGCGAUGUUGAUACUAUAAAGCAGAAAACAGAAGAACUUACAAAGGUGUCUCAUGUACUAGCAGAGAAAAUGUACCAAGACACUCAAGCAAAUAAUCAGACUAACUCUACUACUAGCAAUACUACUACUACUACACCAGAGGGCGACAAAAAAGAUGGCGGAAACAGCACGGAUUAUGAAGUAGUAGAUGAAGAUAGUAAGUAA
Molecule: messenger RNA, 1929 nt
Organism: Ylistrum balloti
Lineage: Eukaryota; Metazoa; Mollusca; Bivalvia; Pectinida; Pectinidae
Product: chaperone protein DnaK-like
Exons: 1
Coding region: 1-1929 (642 amino acids)
Biological process (GO): protein folding
Molecular function (GO): ATP binding; ATP-dependent protein folding chaperone
Source: RefSeq, a predicted model, not a curated record